AUGGCCUUCUCUUACAACAAGGAUGAGUUUGUACAUAUAAUAUGGCUCUGCGUGGGAUAUGUGGGUAUCGAGAGAUGGCUGCUAUGCCGAGUCCGAGCUUCCCAUUGGAAAGCUUCUGAGACUAUCCAAGUUCAAGUAUGUUGCGAGUUACAAGGAACUAAUAGGCUCGGACCGAAGCUGAACCAAGGCGGGAGAGUCGGAUCCGAAGCCAUGGUAACUCGUCAACUGCAAGAACCACCGACGAUGCCGCUGACUACUCCGUACCAAGCCUCCAAGCGUCCAAUUUCCCGGGUCGGUGGGCGGACGAGGUUCAUCCGAGUCAUGAGCCAAGAGCGCAUGCCAAUGGGCCUUACCCAGCGACAGAAAGCUUAA
Molecule: messenger RNA, 372 nt
Organism: Colletotrichum godetiae
Lineage: Eukaryota; Fungi; Ascomycota; Sordariomycetes; Glomerellales; Glomerellaceae
Exons: 3
Coding region: 1-372 (123 amino acids)
Source: RefSeq, a predicted model, not a curated record